Molecule: messenger RNA, 2421 nt
Organism: Solea solea (common sole)
Lineage: Eukaryota; Metazoa; Chordata; Actinopteri; Pleuronectiformes; Soleidae
Gene: rab38a
Product: RAB38a, member RAS oncogene family
Exons: 3
Coding region: 704-1330 (208 amino acids)
Biological process (GO): vesicle-mediated transport
Cellular component (GO): vesicle; trans-Golgi network; Golgi apparatus
Molecular function (GO): GTPase activity; GTP binding
Source: RefSeq, a predicted model, not a curated record
GGGGAGCUGCCCUUCUAAGCACUGGUCACAGGCCAUGGAGUCUGAAGAAGGGUGGAAUCAAAAAAAGCCGUUCUUUAUUAUUUUAGUGGCUUUGUUUGAUAAGUUUAAGUAUGUUUUUAAUUCAGUACUUUUUGAUACAUUAGGUUUAAGUAUAUUAAAUUUUGUCCAGGCCAUUGGUAUAUAUCCCGCGGUGUCAUUAUUAAUCCAGUUCUUUUUGCCAGUCAUACAUUGUAGAAUUCUAAGUUGAUUGUUCUUUAGUUUACCUUUCUUGUUGUUUGGCUCCUAACGUUUGCUUACUUUCUAGUUACUUUAGUUCUUUACUUUUUAAAUUAUUGUCAUUUUACACCAUUGCCCACUAAUGACGGCUAUUUUACUAGUUUACUUUAAUCUGAAUUAAACUAAUUUGCAGGUUUUCUUUUUUUCCCACACAAAACAGAGGCAACAUCAUACAAAGUAGAAUUUCAGCAUAAUGUUAAUGAAUGUCUGUCUUUCAGUUUACGCACAGUCCUCUUUACUCCCCUGCGUCACAAGGUCCACGCGUCUGUGAUCCACUUCCCUCUGUGGACAGGGGCGUACCUCCCCUUCCCAUUACACGCUCUAUACACUUCCCUCCGUUCUGUCCUGUGCUUCUUCUCCUUUUUCAUCCCUCUCUUCUCUCCUUUUACAGUGGGUUCAUGCACAGCUCUCGCCCUCCUCGGUCGCCAUGCAAAAGGAGCACCUCUAUAAGAUUCUUGUAAUUGGGGACCUCGGUGUCGGUAAGACCAGCAUCAUCAAGCGCUAUGUCCAUCACAACUUCAGCCCCAACUACAGAGCCACCAUCGGGGUGGAUUUCGCCCUCAAAGUCCUCAACUGGGACCAGGAGACGGUGCGUCUGCAGCUGUGGGACAUCGCAGGUCAGGAGAGGUUUGGCAACAUGACCCGUGUGUACUACCGCGAGGCCAUGGGCGCCUUCAUUGUGUUCGAUGCCACAAGGCCCGCCUCCUUUGAGGCUGUGGCAAAAUGGAAGGAGGACUUGGAUUCCAAACUGACACUUGCCAAUGGGAAAAAUGUGGCCACUGUGCUCUUGGCUAAUAAAUGUGACCAAGGCCGGGACGUGCUCACUAAUAACGGAAUAAAGAUGGAGCAGUUCUGCCAGGACAAUGGCUUUGUGGGGUGGUUUGAGACAUCGGCAAAGGAAAACAUCAACAUCGAUGAAGCAGCCAACUGUUUGGUGAAACACAUCAUUGCCAGUGAGAAAGACAUGCUCCAAUCAGAGGUCCCCGACACUGUCACCCCUCAGUUAGAGAAGGACAAAGGUGGGACAUGCUCCUCCUGCUUCAGAUCUCAGUAACAACUCUGGACAAUUUGGAUGUCCCUUUUGUAUCUCAGUACACACAAAGUCCAGUUUGUCUGUAAGCGAGAGACAGAGGCUGAUUUUGUAGAAGAAGGUAUGGCUGCCAACUCUCUUCCUCUCUGGCAGCUCAAGAGAUGUGUGUGUGUGUGUGUGUGUGUGUUGGGGGGUGAGAUGCAGCUGGCUCGAAAGAAUGGAUGGAUUGGAUCAGCGAGGAAGACAGAAAGGAAGAUGGAUGCAGCUGUGUGCACUUGUGAAAGUCAAGGUCGUGCUCUCACUGACUUCAAACAUUGACACUACCAUUUGGGUUACCAUGGUGACACAUGUAAUGAGUACUUGCACUGAAAUAUUGCAGAAAAUCACAGUAUAGCUUUACUAAAUGAAAGAAAUCUCUCUAUUUAUAAAGCUGCCUCGUUUCCUCCCUCCUUUUUUCCUAUACUUGUUUCUUUAUCACUUUCUUCAGCGCCUCUCCUCUUUCAGUCUCUAGAUCACUCUUCUUUUCCUGUCUUCCUUGUUUCUCUUCAGCCCCUCCCUAACAGCAUCUUCAGUUUUUUAUGUCAAUUUGACCUAAUAAACUGACAUAAAACUAAAUCUUCUGUCCAGAUUAUCAAUAGCAAUUCAUCCUGAGCCCUCACAGAACUACAGUUAUACUGCAUUAUGUUGUAUAUUUACCCUCAUCUUCAUUUUAUUUCACCUGGUCAUUUUUAUGGCACUGUUCUUUAUGGGCCAGUCCCUUUUUCUCCAUUUUUCGGCUACAACUGGUUCACUCUAUAUUCUAUAAUGUAAUGUCUCCUUAUAUUAUAUAACCCAUUUUAUUUAAUGCCACUUUAUGGCAGUGUAUUCACAGUUAUAUGAAAAAACAUUGUGCAUCCAAGAAUUAUAUGUUAGAGCCAGGACAAUGUCUAUUUUUCCAUUUCAAUAAAUGGUUUUAUAUGAAAUGUGUAUCUCACAAUUUGUAAUUAUGGCUUAAAUGCAAAAAUACUGUAUAUACACAAAUAUAUGCAAUGUAUAUACUUUAAAAUGAGCGAUUAAGUAACUAAAGAUGGCUCCAGUUUUCGACAUAUUCAUAAUAAAAAUAAUGACUGACUGUG